CAUCUGAUACAAAGUUUGUGUUAUUGACGAAACCAGCAGGCGAGGCCUACGAGCAGCUGACGCAAGGAAGGGUUGUUCUUACUUCAAGCCUGCGCACAUGCUGGCCAAUAUAACUAAAACUGUAUAGCUGCACGAUUCAUAUAUACGGCUGGCGACCCCUGUAAACCAAACGGCAUCCAGCGCAUCUAGGUCCACUUGGGUCUCCCCGCUUGACCCGCGACGCUCGAUCGGGCCGAUCGCAUUGCAUAGUCGCUACAAAGGAAAGGACAUGUAUGGAGGUGGCGGUGCCGGCCGCGCAUUGCCCAGUCCGGGUGACUGGUCGCCGAGCGGCUGGCUGGGCCGGCGCUGCAAGCGGGCGCGGCUGCAGCUGCAGCGGGCGUUGAGGGGAGGCGGCAACGCCCGGUUACGGGCAGGACUUGGAGCAGGCGUGCUAGCGGCCUCUGCGGCGGGAGUGGCAGCGGCAUCACCGCCGCCAGAGGGCGGAGGAGCGCAGCAACAGCGGCCCAAGACCUGGUCUGACUUCGGGCACCCGCGUCGUCGUACCACGGACGUGUUCCUGUGCCUCAACGCACUCGUGUUCGUACUCAACUGGCUGAGCCGUGACGUGGUGCUCAUAUGGGGCGCCAAGGUGAACGCGCUGAUCGCCGCGGGCCAGUGGUGGCGGCUGGUGACGCCGCUGUUCCUGCACUCCAACCUCUUCCAUCUGGCGAUCAACAUGCACGCGCUGCACACGCUGGGGCCGCAGGUGGAGGUGGUGUCGGGCAGCCGCCGCACCGCCGCCAUAUACAUGGCCUCAGGCCUGCUUGCCAAUGUGGCCAGCUUCCUGUUCUGCCCGCUGCCCAGUCUGGGGGCCAGCGGCGCCAUGUUCGGGCUGGGCGCGGCGCUGGGCGUGUUCUACUGGCGCCACGCCGACCUGCUGGGCCCCGCCAGUGACAGCGGCCUGCGCAGUCUGGGCCUCACCGCUGUCAUCAACAUCGCCUACUCACUGGUCAACAAGCGCAUUGACAACUGGGGCCACUUCGGCGGCCUGGUGGGCGGCGCACUGCUGUCCUACCUGGUGGGGCCGGCCUUCCAGGUCGUCACCGCACCCGGCGGGCUGCGCGGGCUGCAGGACAACCCGCCGCUACCUUGGCUCGCCUUCAAGGCGCCCACCAUCGCCGGCGGUAGUCCCGUGCUACGGCGGCUGUCACGGGGAUCUGCGGAUGCGCAAGCUGCAGCCCCAGGGCUUGGACCGGGCGGCAGUAGCAGCAGUGGCAGCAGUAGCAGCAGUAGCAGCAGUAGCGCGGUUGCAGAGGCCGAGGUGGCGCCGCGGCGGAGAGUGUCGACGCCGCCGUUCCUGCGGGGCCGGGGGCCGCCCUUGAGCUCGUUAGACGCGGGGCCUGAGUCCGGUGGUGGUGGCCGUGGUGGGGCGGGUCGAAAGCUGCGGCCGGGGUCAGGGGAUGCGGAGGCAGGUGAGGGUGGGGGCGGCUUGUUGGGGCCCAGCAGUAGCCCGGCGGCUCCUAGCGGUUAGUGCAGAGCAGGUUGGGGCUUUGUUGGGGAUGGGAGCAUGGCGAAGCUUAGAUCCUGAGAGAGUGCGUGCGUGUGUACAGCGCGAGGAGUGUCGCCGAGGGGCGGUAUUGGAUCAUGCAUGAGUUGUACGGGAGAGCGAUGUGUUAAAGAGCACAGGGAGAGCGAUGCGUGUGUGUGUGUGUCGUCCUUUAGGAUGGAAAGGCGAGAGCUUGAAGAUACCCAUGCUAUAACUUGAUGCAACAGCAGCAAUUGAGUGGCUUUUGAGUGCGUGGCAGAGUUGCCCAAAAUGCCAUGCACAAGCGGUGCCUGUCACGCAGGGGCGUGCGCAGGAGUGAUGGCACGAACUGUAUGGAGGUUGGCCAGGAGGCGUUUGCUUCUUGUCGGCGUGGCACCUUUGGGGCGUCCAUUAUGUCAGAGCUAGGGUUUGUGAGUGGCAAGACCGCAAGAGGCGCCAAUCUGGCGUCCCUGGAGUGGAUGUGAAGAAGCUCCUUAGACCGCUUCGACGACCGUGCCAAACCCUGCAUAGUGAGGAUUGCACCCGGCACAGGGCCCUGCAGAAUGCAUCAGGUGCCGCUUACAUAGCACUGCCUUGUCGGCUUGUCCUGGGGACCUGCCACUGGCGCUGGAGCUGGAAAAGUAGCGGGGCGUAGCGGGCCACUGUUCUCCGGCAAUCCGGCAAUCGACC
Chlamydomonas reinhardtii is the source of this 2194-nucleotide messenger RNA. RefSeq lists its product as uncharacterized. The record is from RefSeq and is a predicted model, not a curated record. Gene Ontology annotation, molecular function: serine-type endopeptidase activity. The transcript has 8 exons. Bases 269 to 1510 code for a protein of 413 amino acids. Gene Ontology annotation, cellular component: membrane. Lineage: Eukaryota; Viridiplantae; Chlorophyta; Chlorophyceae; Chlamydomonadales; Chlamydomonadaceae.